Rubroshorea leprosula is the source of this 233-nucleotide messenger RNA. Lineage: Eukaryota; Viridiplantae; Streptophyta; Magnoliopsida; Malvales; Dipterocarpaceae. The record is from the annotation of a GenBank genome assembly.
CGAAGUGGCACGAAUGCAGCUGCGUGUUGCGCUCCAAUACUAUGUGGAAGAACAUGUUUGAGAGUGAAGAAUGAGAGUUCCUGUCUAUGGAUUCUGGGUUCAGCAAGGAGGAAGAGAAAAAGUUAGGGCUUUUAGAAGAGAAAACUGCUUACAAAUUGAAGAUGGAGAAGACAGAGUAAGACCAGUCGACAGCUAAGUUGCAGGGGAAGAGAGAAUAUAGACGACGAUCACCU